This is a messenger RNA of Leptomonas pyrrhocoris, 7443 nucleotides long. Its product is annotated as Kinesin-like protein. The transcript has a single exon. Gene Ontology annotation, biological process: microtubule-based movement. NCBI's taxonomy places the organism in Eukaryota, Euglenozoa, Kinetoplastea, Trypanosomatida, Trypanosomatidae. The coding region runs from base 1354 to 7443 and encodes 2029 amino acids. The record is from RefSeq and is a predicted model, not a curated record. Gene Ontology annotation, molecular function: ATP hydrolysis activity; ATP binding; microtubule motor activity. Gene Ontology annotation, cellular component: kinesin complex; microtubule.
AGUGUACCCGUACUGUGUUAUCUUGAUUUGUCAUGUGGUUAUGAGCCACGCAACUACGCGCUCACACACGUUCACCCGGCAUAAAAGAUUGAAUGAAAAACCCGUUAUUAAUCAAAUAAUAAAGAAAAGGAGAACGGGUCUCAUUUGACGUCCUCGUGUGCUCCCGCAGUUUUUUGUAUUCCUGUCUCUCCUGUGGUUUUUUUUUUGUUGUUGAAAGCGUCGUUGUUCUGUGCUGCUGCUCGGCUGCUACCGCUCCUAUUUAUCUUCUCUUCUAUUCUCCCCUUCCGUUUCUUUUUUCUUCUCUCUUUCUUUCUGUUGAUCGUCCUCUGGCUCGUUUGAGCGGGAGACCUUGCCCUUCGUUGUUCUUUGCUUUCCUCUUUUCUUUCCCUUUACCCUGUGUGCCUUGUGUGUGUGUGAGUGAGUGUAUCUGGAAAGUUAUUUUUGUUGUUUUUUUCCGCUCUUUCUAUGUAAACCAUUUUUUGUGUUUUACUCCGCUUCAGUGCCAUCUUCCUUGUCUUUUUGGUUUCACGUUUGCGCAUACGCUCACAUACACAUGUAUACAUCUUUUACUCUUUCUUUCAUCUUCUUGUAUACAUCCCCGCGGUCUUCCGCACGAGUUCGGGUUCUAUCCUCGUCAGCUCAUCUUCUCAACUCGUUGUUGUUGUUGUUGUUGUUGUUGUUGUUGUGUGUGUGUGUGUGGUUUCAUCCGCCUUUUCCAGUCGGUUGUGUCUCCACCUUCAUUUACCUUUCAAUUAUUUGGAUAUUCUUGGUGACUUCUUUUUUUUUCGACCUGGCAUUACUUUCUUUCCUUCUCUCCUUCUUUGGGAGCUGUUCUUCUUCACAUAUAAAUGGGAAGUACCACGUUGCCGAUCCGCGUGUGUGAGUGUGUUAGAGGAAAGUCUGCUGACUGAUCGAGGCUGGGUGCCAUCACAUUUUCUUUUUCCUUUUGAAUCAUUACUCUGUCGUGGCCCGCUCGUUGUCUCGCGCGCCCAACGCCUUUCUCUUCACAGCUCCUGCUAAGACAUUUAUUUAGGAGGGAGAGGGGAGGAGUUAUUGAUUAUUCUAUUAUUAUUACUAUUAUUAUAUAUCGCCCUCUCCGAUCAUCACCGCGCCUUCAGACACCCCGUCGUUGACUCUGCCGUUGCUGCCGUAGAGAAGCUGUUUCUUUUCUUUCCUUUGCUGGGUCAUCUUUGGCUUGCAGCGUGUGCGGGCGUCGUGAGUACCCCGUAAAAACCAGCCAAAAGAAAUAAAUACGAGCACGCACGAAAACAGAUAAAGUCAUCGCCUCGCCGCACCGCCCCCCGGUGAAGGAUAUAGAGAGAGCGAGGGAAAAGACAAAGCCUUUUCCUUCGCAUGAAUCGACGACGACGACCGCAGUCAAGCGCUCUCCUGCUGACAACGCCGCAGCCCACGCACGCCGGCGAUGAUGGCGGCGACGGCCGCGACGACUCCCCCUUCGCCGCCUUCGUGUUCCCCAUGCCCGCCGUCAAGAAGAACGCGCCACGGACGGGGCCCGGCGAGCCGAAGCGCGCGGGUCCGCACGGCAGCAAACGCAGCAACCCGUCAUCAGCCGUCUGCACUCCGUUCACUCGUAGUCGUUUGGCCACGAAAGGGGCACGAGGUCGGCCUUCGCCGCCGUCACCGCCGCCGCUGCCGGGGUGGCAGCCACCGCACGGUCUUGCGCCUGAGCCGGCUGCGAAGUCUCUCCCCACCCCCGCACCGCCCGAGCCCGUCCGCGUGCCUCGCCUGUCCUCCGGUGAGCUUUCUCGCCCCAGCGCAGGCGGCAGCAACCACACUAAUAAUAGUAGUAGUAGCGGCGACAACGACACACAUGCGAAUGCCGGCGGUGGUGGUGCCAAUAGCGGCAGCAACAACAGCGGUGCGGUCGCGCAGGCGGCGCCACGGUCUUCGCUUAAAAAGGCGGUCACCGCGGCAAUGUCGUGGUGGUCAUCGGCGUUGUCACCACGAACGGCGGAGGCCGCCAAGCCAAGCAACGUCGGAGUGGACUCCAAGCCGCCCGCCGUCCUGGCAUCCACCACCGCGAUCGCCACGGAGGAGACCGCAGACCAAGUGCUGCCAUCCCUUUCCUCAGCCCUGCCUUUACACGCUACUUCCAAUGCGAACGACAACGACCCCAACGGUGACAUCGACCUACAAGGCGAUGUGUCGGUGGAGUGGCUGAGCCUCGGGGGUCAUCAGGCGUCUUUCUGCAAUUUGGAAAGCCCACGCGACGCCACUUUUCUUGCCGACCUCGGCGUGUUUCGCGAGGGGGUAGAUUGGGAGCAGGUGGAUGCCGACCCGCGGGAGCUGCUUCACCAGCGCAACAUGCCGGUGGCGCCGGUCAUCACGUGUCCGCCAGCCAAGUCCAACGACGAGACAGGUCUAAACAGGACGAGAAAUACCAUCACCCCAGAGCAGCCGUCCUUUCUGCUUCAGCAGGAAGCUGUUGCUGAAACUGUCGCUGAUGCCGCUGCCGCACCUGACGUGGUCACGACGGAGAAAGUGAAGGAAAGCGCAGAAGAUGACCCUCCAGCUGCCCCAGCGAUACUCAAGGAAGGCGAAGCCAACAUCUUUGUGGCGGUCCGUCUACGCCCUUGCAGUAGCGAAGCGUGUGGAUCCAGGAGAACAUCCUCUUCCUCUGCCGCCGCCGCUGCCGCUGCUGCUGGUGGUGGUGGUGUUGGCGCGUCCGGUAACAGCGACGCCAGCUGCGUGCACGCAGAUGCCCGGCGCGGCUUUGUGGAUUGCAGCACCCCCGCACCAGCGAGCCUUCUCGGGGGCGGCAUCGGCAGUAAUGGUACUGCUGCUUUUGCACUCGCACCCUCUGCGGGUGCCGGCACUGUUGCUGCCAUGGCGAGCCUGGAGAAGUCCGACCCGGCGGCAGGCAAACGCACACGCACUCUUCGCUUCUUCUUCGACCACAUCCUCGACGAGCGCGUCACCCAACGAGACGUGAUGGAGCACAUCGGCCAGCGCGCGGUGGCGCACGUGCUGGCCGGCUACCACGGCACGGUGAUGUGCUACGGGCAGAGUGGCAGCGGCAAAACCUACACCAUUGUCGGCCCAAACGGCGGCAGAUUGGCGAAGAAGGCGCUGCGAUGGCGGGGGCCGUCAACACCGUCGGAGACCGCGCCGGCGCCGGAGGGCGAGGGCGAGUCUUCCCCCGCGCAGCCGUGCAGCGAGGGCGUGCAGAUUGCGUCGGAGGUCGGCUUGCUGCCGCGCAUGCUUCUCGCGCUCUUCCGCGGAUUGGAGGCCCAGCGCGUGGAGAGCGACAAGGACGGCGCGGAGAGCCCCGGGGACACGCGCGGGCCGCCUGCCUCGUGGAGGGUCACCUUCAGUGCGCUGGAGCUGUACAACGAGGAGCUGCGUGAUUUGCUGCCGCACGCCGUGGACGCCAAGCGGGCUACGCAGACGUCGAACACCGCAAAGGCGGUGAGGAGGAACAAGGCGGAGGACGCACCGCUUAACGGUGUUGGAAGCAGCAACAGAGGAGAAGAUGGCGAAGACACAGCAGGAGAAGGAGAAGAAGAAGGUGGGGUGAAGACCGCGACGACGGCGUUGGCGGGGAAGCGGCGGAGACGGGCGGGUCUGCCGAACGGUAGCCCGGCAACAAUACGCAGCGGAGAGGCAGCGACGUCGGCGGGCUUCCUUGUCUACCCCGGUUUGUUGACCUCUACGAAGGGAGGCACCAGCAAGACGAGACCGCACCACACACACUGUUGGAACGAGGAAGACCUGGAUGUGCUCAACGCGGUCUCGUCAUCGGACGAUGAGAGUGAAGCGGCAGACGGAGAGGAAUACGAUGACAGCGGAAGUGAAGGCACGAGCCGCAAUAGCAGCAGCGAGAAGCGGACAGGCAUGACCAGUACUGCCGCCGAACACGCGCGUCAGCAGCGUGAUGUGCAAGAUGGUCCGGAGCCCGAACCGUCACGCCCAACGACGAACGGCGAGGCAGACGCACCAGGGAGCGUGAGCGGUCGUGAGACGAUCGGCCAGCUCACCUCCGUCUCGCCAUCGCCGCCGCGGAGGAGCGACGACAGUAAUGGCAGUGGCGGCGGUGACGCCGUAGCGGCUGCGCCGGGGCUUGCUCCCGCGAAGAAACGCGCGGUGGUGGUGGUGGACUUGAAGGCGAACAACUACAUUAGCGGCGACAACACAAAAGCGAAGUCAAGCACUGCGUUGAGGACCCGCAUCGCACGUCGACUGCCCAAUUCGACCGCCUCCAAGUCCCCCUCGCCGCUGCAAAAGCUGCCCGUGAAAGGCAGCAACGGCGGCCUCAGUGCUGGUAGUCCCACGGGGAGUCGGCCCGGCCCACGCACCCCCACCAUCAUCCACAAGGCUGUCGCGAACCGCCGUCGCAACAGAAGCGCCAGCAACAACAGCGCGGGCCCGCUGGUCAUCCGACAGGGACAGCCCCCCGCGUCUCCCACCGUGAACGCCUCGACCGCCGCUGCCGCCGCAGCAUCCUUUGCAUACCCGACCACGAGCAGUGUGCGUUCCACGUCAGCCAAACCGCACACCGUCACCCGACCUCCACCACGCCGCCGUCGCGCCGUGCGCAGCGCAGAGGGCGCCGUCUACAUCGAAGGCCUCCGCGAGCACCCCAUUCGAGACCUGCACGAGGCGAUGCGCGCGGUGCGGCGGGCCCUGCAUCACCGGCAGAUGGCCAGCACCGAGCUGAACAGCGACAGCAGUCGCGCCCACACGUUCUUCUUCAUUCACGUCGAGCAGCGACAGCAGUCGCGGCGCGGCAGCGGCGGGGUUGGCGGUCACGACGACGCCGCGUCCGGGAAAACAGCAGACAGCCGUGCCGGUAAGCUCGUCUUCGGUGUCCGCCGCUCCACGCUGACGCUGGUGGAUCUGGCCGGGUCUGAGCGGGUGAGCCACACGGGCGCCCACGGUCUGCGGCUGACCGAGGCCCAAAGCAUCAACCUCUCCCUCUCCGCACUGGGCAACGUCAUGCGCGUAUUAAGCUCCGCUGCGUCGUUGGCCGCCGCAACCGCAACGGCGGGGGGCAUCGAGACCCACAUCCCGUACCGCGACAGCAAACUCACUCGCCUUUUGCAGAGCAGCCUCGGCGGCAACGCGAUAACCUUCCUGCUGUGCAACGUGUCGCCCGAUCAUCGCGAUGCCGCGGAGACGAUGUCGACGCUGCGCUUCGCGAAGCUGUCCAAGACGGUGAAGAACAAAGCGAAGCUGAACGAAAGCAUCGCCGUGGAGGACGACGCCGUAGCGAGGAACGGGAAAACCAGCAAGGCAGUCGCGGCAUUGGUGGAGAGCUGCAAGAAGGAGCAGCAAGCUGCCUUGGCGGCGGUGCUGGCGGCGGAGUCGAAGAUGAACCAGCUCGUUGCGGAUGCCGCCCUCAUGCAAAGUCGGAUGCAGCAGAUGGCCACCUACACGUGGUGGUUGGAGGAGCAGCUCGGCCACUUCGCGAGUGCGCGUGACGGCGGUAGCGGAGCUAUACGUAGCGGUAGUAGUGGAGAUGAGCCGCCCGCUCGAUACCCCGGCGUCACCGUUGCUGCCACGGCAGCGGCACCGACCUCGCUGAUGCGCCCAACGGGUGACGUGUGCAGUGGCGAAGGCGACAGCAGUGUGGGGCCGCUAAGUGAUACGGAGCGGGUGGUGGUGGGCGGCGGCGGCGGUGGCGACGGUGCCGCGCUGCUGGACGACGGGCGCGCCGCGGAGAAGCUGUCGGACAGUUCAUCGUGGUGGCGUCUCUCUCCUCGCCCGUCCUCCCCACCCCCAACAAUACCAACGACAACAGCAGCAGCAGCCUCCGGCGUGGAGGAUGGAAAUCGCGGAGGUCCUGGCGGCGACGUGGUGAAAAGUACUAUCAUUACUGCUGCUGCUGCUGCGUCGCUGCGUACCUCCUUGUCAUCUCCGUUUACGCAGUACUGGCAGAGUCCGCCGGUGCGGGCGUUUUUUGCGCCGUCGUAUUCGCUGAGGAAGCGUCAGCGCACGAUGCAGCAGCGGUUGAUCGCGGCGGCGGCAGUGGCCGGGCUGACCUACUCGCCUGCCCUCCCACCACCACUGACGUCUGAGGAGGAUGCGCAGGCGACAGGGGCGCAAGCGGCGUCGUCGCAGACUCCUGUCUCAUGGUCAGCACCCUUAGCUUUUCUCGCUACUUUAACGGGGGGCGGAAGAGGAACGGAGAGGAUCAGCUCCUCCACUGCUGCGCCGACCUGUACGACGAUUCCAUUAGCAUCCGUGCCGGAGGGUUUCCGUGCGCACGAGGAUGAGCAGCAGCGUCUGACCGACCCCAGCACGAACGCGCAACUGCACAACACUCUCAACAGCAGCGCCGUCUUUGUGUCGGCGAGCUCGUUGGCGGGGAUGAACUCGCCAUCUUCGAGCACCCUGACCGAUGCGCUGCCGACGCAGUCGCAGCAAUCCUUCCAGUUAACUUCGCCCCUCACGACGCUUCCCUCCAUGGUUCCAUCUGCUGCGGUCUCCACUUUGCCGCAGCGGCAGCAUCAACAACCGUCGUGGUCUUCGCCCGUCUCGAACUUCGCCGCUGCGUUUGCGGAGGAGCGCCGCAUCCGUGCGACAGUGCAAGGGCGGCUGGGCGAGGUGGAGCAGCAAAACCUCUUCCUACGCCUGCUGCUGUCCUCUCUGCAGCAGCAGCAGCAGAAACGAGAGGAGAGCAGAGAGGACCCUGCCACCGACGCCGUCGAGAGCCGGUCUGCAGACGCGUCAACGGCGACGGGCGUCGCGAAUGAUCGGCCAAGUGUGCUGCUGAUGUCGCCGUCGUGCAACGCCACUGCCUCGCCACAGCCGCUUCCGCCCCUUCAGUGGCCGCCGCAUUACAGCCGCGUGUCUGGCGCGGCCGCACUGGACACGUUUGUCGCACGAUGCGGCUUUUUGCCGCUGGAAGCAGUCGCUGCGGGGGCCGCCUUCACGCUGCCCGCCACGCAAGCCCCCUCCCCACCACCUCAUUUAGCCACUCCAGCGGACGCACCGUUGCCGCACAGAAUCACCGUGGAUCCCUUGUCGGUGCACGCGCUGCGCGAAGGCAGUGCGGCUCGGGAGGUCUCUCCAUGGAACGACCGCGUCCGAGCCACCGCGGGACAUAACAGCAGUAGUAAUCAGAAUGCGGAGAGUCAUGAGGAAGAGGAGGAACAGAGCGCUGAGGGUGUCUUCUCCAGCGCCUCCUCCUCCUCCGUCUCCUCUGUGCUGGCCGUUGUCAACGCGUCCAUGAACGCGCUGCGUGGUGAACUCCCACUGAUUAGUACCCCUGUGCGGCCCACAACGAGCAGUAUCUACUGCGGCCGCGGCAGCAGCUCUCUGCGUCGCUCGCGGGCAAUGGACUCACCGGACUCGCCGGACGCGUCGCCUGGGUGGGGGCAGCAGCUGCUGGACAGCGUUCGCACCACGGUGGAGACGGUGCGGGCCAUGAGCCUGCACGAGACCUUCUACGACCCCGAGGACAUCAACGCCUCGGCGUGA